Chara braunii is the source of this 2403-nucleotide messenger RNA. The record is from the annotation of a GenBank genome assembly. NCBI's taxonomy places the organism in Eukaryota, Viridiplantae, Streptophyta, Charophyceae, Charales, Characeae.
AUGGGUUGUGCUUCAUCAUCGAUUCAUUUAUUCGAAGCCACUGCUGUCUAUCGUGACGCAAGUGUGCUUCGCGACUCUUUGUUGUCACACGCUGCGGUUGUGACAUCAUGACGCGGAACACUAGCAAGGAGCAGGUGGCCCCCGACCAGGCCGCGACAACAACUGAGAGUGGUACAAGAAAGGGACACAACUCGAAGACUUUCGACUCUCCAUUCAAGAUUGAUGCUGGUAUGGAUGCCAAACGCGAUGAUCUUGUGUGGCAUUUUGUUGCACGUUGCCGAUACUUGUACCCCGAGACGGCGGUGGGGAGGAAGAGUGGUCGACGAUGUGUCUGCAGAUUGUGCGGGAAAUCCAUUUGUGGGGGCAGUAGAGAAGCGAAGGAACAUUUCUUCAAAAGCAAGGAGUUCAGAUGCCCGGCGGGGACCCCUGCUGUGUAUUAUACCGUAUGGGCGAAGAACAUGGACAAGUGUCCGAAGGACUUUGUUGUCUCAAUUGAGGAGUUGAAGACGCUCCCUCCUGGCGCUCCGGCAUUCCAGUGGUCGACACUUUUCCCAGAGGACUCGGAGCCUCGCCGGUCGCUUGCUAGUGAGGCAGGGCCGUCUCGCGGUGCAGUUAGUGCACCGGUUCUGGCAUCUGUGACGGGAGGACCGUCGGCCGGUGCAGUCCCACCGCCGGUACUUGGAGGGACCGCGGUGCCGUCGACAGAGGCAACGAGACCGCCACCUGCGUCGCUCGAGGGCCACCAUGUCUCUCCGUCGGUUGGAUUGCAUCCUAUGUUCACGACUACCGCGUGGCUAUGGACGCCGAGCAGCAUGGGGGAGUGGACGUUGUCGACGGCGGAGGCAGCAGGGAUGGACAGGCCAGUCCCCCGCAUGGCUCGAGACCUCACCUCGUACGAUUGCGGCAUGGGCCGAAGAGGACACAGUCGAUUGUCGAUCCCCCCUUGCCCCGAUGGUGGGAGCACCCGGACCGCAGGAGACGAGGAUGUCGGCCUCGCGUGCCCCGACGGUAGUCUUCCUCGCAUAGGCGACAUGGUGGGCAUGGGCACGCAAGCCGACAGCAUGUUUGGUGCUGACACAAUUAUUCCACCAUCGUUGCCGCUCGUGCCGCCCCCUAGCCUCCAGGGUGGGCCCGCCCGCGAUGCAACAGACAGAGGGUUUGACGAGUUCGGUGGAGAUACGAUAUUGUUUGCCAUGGCCUCUGCAACCCCAUCCGUAUUUCGGGUAGGGAAACCCCACGAGGUCGCUCUAGGCUUGGCCGAGACCACGACACGCCAUGAAGGUCUGCCACAUACGAGGGACGGGCGUAGCUCCGCACAACGUAGCCUCGCUGACUCUUUGGACGGAGCGUCUUCUGACAGCGGCGUGCGAGAGGGUGCGCCAUUGGGUGGACUUGGAGGGGAUCCUUGUGUGGGAGCACCGUCGACGACCAGGGGUGGAGAGGGUCGAUCAGGGGCACCUCCGACCAGCGCGAGCCACGCAGAGCCUGGGAAGGACAUUACACCAGCUUCGUCGGCUACCGGUCGCACUCGUGACAGACCUGCCAUGCGCAUGGAUUCUGCACCACAUGCGGCCGGGAGGGGCGGUAGGGAGGAGCGACAGGGAGGAGCUUAUGCGGGGGGGUCAAGCCCACCUGUGCCAAGGUUGGCAGCAUCGUCUUUUUAUGACCGGGGGAGAGCAGCACCAGUCGAUGGCGGAACCGCGGCAGUGAGGAGUGCAUGCGGCAUGCCAGAUGUGCCCUUUGGAACACAUUCCAUCGGCGCUGUUGGCGGUCGUAACCAUGGUGCGAUGCGUGAGUAUGAGGACCAGCAUGGCAGACAGCUGGCCACGAAGACAUCAGAUGUUGCCUUCACCAGGGUGGUGAAGGCCAGUAUGUCGCGUGCAAAGAGUAAGGGCGGACACGAGAGGUCUUCACAACAUUCGAGUCGUCGUGGCAUGGUGGUGUACCGGAGGAUGGACAGGCAGAUGAUGGAGGCCGUUCACGCAGAUUGUCACGCGUGCAUGGCAGCUCCGGCAGCACAGGGGACGAGCGGCGCAACCACACCGAGGGGGCUGGUCGUGGAGAGAAGAGACGAGGUGCUUUCACCAUUGUACACGAUGACAUUUCUGACAUCCCGACCGGCGAGUCGACGGGGGCCGACGACCCAGGUGACUCCGAUUAUAGACCGGAUGGAUCUCGACCUGCACGCAUGGAGUAUGGAUCUCGACCUGCACGCAUGGCGGAUGGAUCACGACCAGCAYGCAUGGCGGAUGGAUCUGAUCCUGGAGGACGUCGACUCAGACGCAGGGCAGCACUCGAUGCACAGGGACAUUUGACUCCUUCGACUCUGAGACCAUUCAUCCCCCCGCCCCGGGUUGACAGGGGUGAACAAGCUCGUACAGUCCUACUGGCAAUAGAGGCUAG